UUCCCAUAAAUCUAUAAAAGUAGUAUCAUGUCAGUGCUAAAUCAAAACAACACGUAUAAUGAACUCUGCAGAAGCUUUUCAAAAUAGGGAGUUUGAAAAUUAAAACUGGCCGUGGGUAUUAUAGUAUAUCCAUUACGACUAAUUAGAAUGCUUAAUAAUUUUCUUUGAAAUAUGGCUUCUAAGAAAUGGGCUGGUUUUACUGAUGAAGAUAUCGAGAAAAUGAAAUUGAAUCCAAUAUUCUCCGAAAAUAGUACUUUAGAUGAAGCAAGUUUAAAUGCACUAAAACUGGCUUCUGCCAUUAAGGAUGUUUCUGAAGAAGAAGUAGCUCUUAAGAACAGCCCUACUUCCUGUAAACUGCCCAGGGAUACUUGGAAAGUAAAUAAAAGUGAUAAUUCUUCGUCAUCUAAUGACUGUACCUGCAAUCACAUUGGUUACACUACUGAAUACCAUGAAAUGGCAUCUAAUUACGAUGAAGCGCCCAAUGAUGAAAGCAUCAGGUUUCCUACUGAUUGCCAGGAUUUAGAAGCAUUUGAGUUAAGACAAAAGCACAUUGAAGCUGAGAAUGCCCGGAGAAGAGCUCUCAUCAGCAAGGCCAUCACUGAUAAAAAAGAAAAGACCCAAGCUGAAGCAAUAAAGUUGUCACAUAUUACUGAUGAAUUAAAUCGCCUCGAUAACAUUCUAAGUUCCGACAUCGUCAUUUUACGUGACUACAUCGAAAAAGCCAGCAGAGAAUUUUCUCAAGCUGAGAAGAGAUACCUAAAAGCAGAGAAAGAGUUCAUUGAAGCCAAAUUUUUCUUAUUUGAAAAAAUGCAAAGGAAAGAACAGUUGACUGAACAUCUUUGUGCAAUUAUCGAACAAAACGAGAACAGGAAAGCUAGUAAGCUGGUAGAGCUUAUGAAACAACUCGAAAUGGAAACGGUUGUUGAAGAUUUUGAAAUGCCCGAAAUGAAGCCGAUUCUUUCAAAGUAUUGUGUUGCAAAUGAGGAAGUCUAUCGUUCCUGUCAAACAUUUAAACCUUCUUUGAAGAAUUCUGUUCAGGAAUUUAAAAACAAUCGAACUGACGAUUCUAAAGAUGAAGCAUCUGAUGAAGGAUCUCAACCCGAAGCUUCAUAAAUGUUUUGAGCUGGCUCAAAAUAUCUUUUCUAAACAUACAAAUUAUAAUUUCUUUUGGGUUUGUGUGCGAUUUUCAAGCAUUGUUAACUAUAUUUUUGUUGCAUUUUCUUUUAAAGUGUAUUUGUUUUCUCACAUUUUGUGAUGUACCUGAUUCUAUUGUUAUUUGUGAAUGAAAUCUUUUUUUAUAUUU
This is a messenger RNA of Parasteatoda tepidariorum (common house spider), 1303 nucleotides long. RefSeq names its product Golgin, RAB6 interacting (gene Gorab). Gene Ontology annotation, biological process: non-motile cilium assembly. NCBI's taxonomy places the organism in Eukaryota, Metazoa, Arthropoda, Arachnida, Araneae, Theridiidae. The record is from RefSeq and is a predicted model, not a curated record.